Molecule: messenger RNA, 3441 nt
Organism: Neoarius graeffei (lesser salmon catfish)
Lineage: Eukaryota; Metazoa; Chordata; Actinopteri; Siluriformes; Ariidae
Gene: sv2ba
Product: synaptic vesicle glycoprotein 2Ba
Exons: 13
Coding region: 304-2364 (686 amino acids)
Biological process (GO): chemical synaptic transmission; transmembrane transport
Cellular component (GO): membrane
Molecular function (GO): transmembrane transporter activity
Source: RefSeq, a predicted model, not a curated record
GGUUUGCAUUCAGAAAUUCUCUAUCCUGGAAUUCUUUUUCCAUAUUUAAGGAAACAUCUAAGUAUCAAAAAGAAAUGGUCAUUCUGAAGAUUUCAAAGAGAAGUAGUUAACCAUCACAAUUGACUCUGAGGCCUAUGGUUCAACUGCAGAUCUCAAUAGGAAACCCAUAAAUAGCACAUCGUCAUCAGUACUGACAUCUGGAAUAGUGAUUCUGAGGUCCAGACAAAGUGCCUUCUGAGGAUUAUGUUAAUAUAGCCAGCUGUGAUUUGGAGGAUACUAAGGCAAUUCCAAAACGUGGUCAAAAUGGACAGCCAUUACCAAAACAGCAUGCAAGACAAUGAAGGCGAAAGCCAGCACACCUACGGAGAGGAAGGUGUGGAUGGAUACUCCGACGAUCCUGCCCAGGAGGAAGAUGCAGCCAGUGAUGCCACUGAAGGACAGGAUGAGGAUGAUCAGAUGUAUGAGGGGGAAUAUCAGGGCAUUCCUCACCCAGAUGAAAUCAAGGAGGCACGUCGAGCUGCUCGUCGGGAGGCCAGGUUGAAGGCCAAGUUGGCUGCCUUGGAAAAAGAAGAGACAUUGGCUGAGCAGUACGAGAGCAUCAUGGAGGACUGCGGCCAUGGGCGCUUCCAGUGGAUCCUCUUCACCGUGCUAGGCCUGGCACUUAUGGCUGAUGGUGUGGAGUGUUUUGUAGUGGCCUUCGCUUUGCCCAGUGCAGAGAAGGACUUGUGCCUGUCCAACGCCAACAAAGGCAUGCUUGGUCUGAUUGUGUACGUGGGGAUGAUGCUGGGAGCCGUAGUGUGGGGAGGUCUGGCUGAUAAACUGGGACGUCGUCAGUGUCUCCUCAAUGCUCUCGCCAUCAACUGCAUCUUCUCUUUCCUCUCCUCCUUCUCUGAGUACUACGGCUUCUUCCUGUUCUGCAGACUGUGCUCCGGAAUUGGAAUAGGUGGCUCCAUCCCCAUUGUGUACACAUACUUUGCUGAGUUCCUGCAGAUGGAUAAAAGGGGCGAACACCUGAGCUGGCUGUGUCUGUUCUGGAUGCUGGGAGGCCUGUACGCUUCCUUCAGCGCCUGGGGAAUCAUCCCUCAUUAUGGUUGGAGUUCCCAUAUGCGCAUUGGGUUCCGAUUCCCCAGCUGGAGAGUGUUUGUGUUGGUGUGUUUGCUACCCUCACUGGCCGCUCUCACCGGACUCGUGUUUAUGCCGGAGAGCCCACGCUACCUCCUUGAGAAUGCAAGGCAUGACGAGGCCUGGAUGAUCCUGCGACGUGUCCAUGACACCAACUGGAGGGCGAAAGGUGAACCAGAGAGAGUGUUUCAGGUUUCCCAGUUUAAGGCUCCUCAAAAUCAAGAGGAUGAUUUCAUUGAGAUCCAGAGUGAGACUGGCACAGCCUUCCAAAGAUUCAUGGUCAGACAGAUGACCCUGGUCAAGCAGGUGAUGAAGAACUUGAUGUCACUUGCCGCCCCUAAACUGAGACUCCACGGAUUGUUCAUUGCCAUUGUCUGGUUUACAAUGGCUUUUGGCUAUUACGGCCUUUCUGUGUGGUUUCCUGACCAGAUAAAACACCUGCAGUAUGAAGAGUACAUGGAUCACACCAAGAUAUUUUACAGGGAGAAGAUCGAAUAUUUUCACUUCAACUUUUCUCUGAAAAACCAGAUUCACAGAGAGGGCCGUUAUAUCAAUGACCGGUUUAUUGGCAUGGAGAUGAGAAAUGUCAGGUUUGAAGAUAGCCUCUUUGAAAACUGUUUUUUCGAGGACAUCCUGUCAACAGACAUCUUGUUCGUGAACUGCACCAUCGUGAACACUUUUUUCUAUAACACAGAUUUAUGGUAUGAUUCCAAAUUCAUCGACUGCAACUUCACCAACACCACAUUUGUUCAUCCCAAAGUCGGCUGCCAUCUUAACUUCCAAGAGGAAAAUGACAUCUUAAUUUAUUUAGUCAGUUUUCUGGGCAGCUUGUCUGUGCUACCAGGCAACAUCAUCGCAGGCUUCCUGAUGGAUAAGAUCGGACGAAUUAAAAUUAUAGGUAGCUCCAUGCUGGUGUCCUCUGGCUGUACUUUCUUCCUCUACCUCUGCUUCAGUCCCGGUGCUGUGAUCAGUUUCCAGUGUCUGUUCUACGCAGCAUGUGCAGCCGCCUGGAACGGAAUUGAAGUUAUAACAGUUGAGCUUUAUCCAGCCUCUAACAGAGCAACUGCGUUUGGCGUGCUGAAUGGCCUGUGCAAGUUGGCAGCCAUCAUUAGCACCUUCAUCUUCUCCAAGUUUGUUGGAAUCACUAAGAUUGUUCCCAUCUUACUGUCCUUCUCAGCCUUGAUGUGUGGAGGCCUGCUUGCAUUCAAGCUUCCUGAGACACGUGAAGUCAUUCUGCAGUAAACAAUCAAACCAGCGAACAAACAAAAAGCCAAACUUCAGAAAUGUUAAGGCCUCGUAGUAGUGCAUGGUCCACCUGAAAACUGGACUUUAUCUCCCUGAGAGUGGUGGAAAAGUGAUUUGAUUGUGUACAUGGUAAAAUGAUUUUUAGGUUAAUUAGCUUACAUUUACACCAUAUAGCCAAAAGUAUGUGGACACAUGACCAUCACACCUAUAUGUGGUUCUUCCUGAAACGAUUGUCACAAAUUUGGAAGCACACGAUUGUCUAGAAUGUCUUUGUAAGCUGUAGCAUUUUUUUAAAAAUCCCCUUCACUGGAACUAAGAGGCCUGAACCUGUUCCAGCAUGACAAUGGCCCUGUGCGCAAAGCAAUGUCCAUGAAGAUGUGGUUUGCCAAGGUUGGAGUGGAUGAACUUGAGUGGUCUGCCCAGAGUUCAGACCUCAACCCCACUGAACACCUUUGGGAUGAACUGGAACACUGACUGUACACCAAGCCUCCUCACCCAACAUCAGUACCUGACCUCACUAAUGUUCUUGUGGCUGAAUGAUCACAAAUCCCCACAGGCACGCUCCAUAACCUAGUGGAAAGCCUUCACAGAAGAGUGGAGGUUAUUAUAACAGUAAAGGAGAACUAAAAUAAACAUUUAUAGCUGUAAUGAUCUGGUGUCCACAAACUUUUGGCUAUAUAGCAUUUUUUUUGACAGACAGUUUAUCUAUAGAGAUUUAUAAGAAUUCAAUCCAAGCACAGAAAUGAGCAGUUAAAGGUCUUGCUUAAUUAAUGGCCCUGCUCUGGUUCUGCCUGGGAAUUGAACUCAUAGCCUUCAUAAAACAGAACUAUAACAAUAAAACAGAGCUAUUACAUUCCAGCUACCACUGCACUAGUUUAUCCAUCCAUUAUCUGUAGCCGUUUAUCCUGUGCAGGGUCGCGGGCAAGCUGGAGCUUAUCCCAACUGACUAUGGGCGAGAGGCAGGGUACACCCUAGACAAGUCGCCAGAUCAUCGCAAGGCUGACACAUAGAGACAAACAACCAUUCACACUCACAUUCACACCUACGGUCAAUUUAGAGUCACCACUUAGCCUA